Messenger RNA from Penicillium verhagenii, 1641 nucleotides. RefSeq lists its product as uncharacterized. Gene Ontology annotation, molecular function: DNA-binding transcription factor activity; transcription cis-regulatory region binding. Gene Ontology annotation, biological process: positive regulation of transcription by RNA polymerase II. The record is from RefSeq and is a predicted model, not a curated record. NCBI's taxonomy places the organism in Eukaryota, Fungi, Ascomycota, Eurotiomycetes, Eurotiales, Aspergillaceae. The coding region runs from base 1 to 1641 and encodes 546 amino acids. Gene Ontology annotation, cellular component: nucleus. The transcript has 8 exons.
AUGUUGAUCAAGCUAUUCAGUCAACGGUGUCGAGUCCGACAUCUUAAAUGUAUGCAAUCUCUUUCGAAACUCCUACGUCCUCUUCUUCUUAUUUCUUCAUACACUAAUUUCAUAGGUGAUCUUGACUCGCAGAAUUGCCAGCACUGUCGCAGUGCCGGUGCUGAAUGCGACCGCACCACAAUUCGAUUCCGCUCUGGACUUGUAUUGCCCAAGAACCAGGAUGUUGCAUUCCCAGAUCAACUGAACUGGCCACAAGUGCAUGGGAAACGUCAGUUGCCCUUGGUGCAUGUUCGCUUCCACGAUGAGACUCCUGAAAUUGUCAAUCUAUAUCUGGGGUCCACGGAUAAUGACCACGUUCAUUGGAUUCACAACACAGAAGGGAUCCCUAGCCCUCGAACUGUAGAUCCAUGCACAUCCAAGCCUUCUAUUCAUUUUCAAAGUGGGCAAUUUGAUCAUAUUUUACAUCAAUUGCCACAUGAUCCCGUGGACGUUUCGCCAUCCAUUAUCUCCUUCUAUUCGGCAUCUACAUCACAUACCAGCUCAAACCCAUUCCUACCUUUUACUGAGCGAGAAGCCGUUUUGAUGCGCAACUUCGUGGAAAACAUGGCUCUUUGGGCUGAUAUCACAGACCCACAUCGGCAUUUUGAAAUUGACGUGCCUACCAGGGCUUUCAAUGAACCGGUUUUACGAUACGCAAUUUUUGCAUUUUCAUCUCGCCACUUAAAUAGGCAAAUAGAUAACGCAGAGGAAGCAUUGCAGUAUCACAAUCUCUGUGUGCAAAUUCUGAUUCCGGCACUUUCGGAUCCCGAGCACCACAUAACAGAAGAUAUUCUAGCAGCAGUGGCUAUAUUGCGACAACACGAGGAAAUGGAUGGAGAGGACAACCAAUUUCACUUAACAGGAACUACUCGUAUUCUCAACACUGUUUCUACGUUUGGCUCGUCGGGUGGUCUGGGUGAAGCAGCAGCAUGGCUCUGUUUACGUCAGGAUAUAUACGUGUCGCUGACCACCCAGCAGCCCCUUCGAACCAAUCUGGAGAAUUUCUACGAUUCGGAUGUAUUUCAACGAGAUGAUGAUUUCGCAUGGUCCAGCAGAAUAGUCUUUUUACUCGCGAAAUUGCUUCAAUGCGCGUUCUCUGAUCGCUCCGUGAUUCAUAAGAUAAAUGAUGAGGUAGAGGCUUGGUUUAGUUCAAAACCACUUACCUUUGAGCCAGUUCGAAUGGUCGCCCGUGGGCCAGAUGAUGGUCAACAGCUUCCAGUCAUUUGGAUGUUAUUACCCGUGCAUGUGAUUGGUCUCCAAUACUACCAUAUUGCUAAGAUCAUCCUAAAGCUUUCCGAACCUCCACCAUCGUCGUCCACAUAUGACAGUUUGCGGCAUUCUCGCAUAAUUGAAAAAUCUGUUCGUCAUAAUCUGCUUACAAUUCUUGGCUUGGCUCAGUCUAAUACGCGAGCUGAAAAUACACUAUUUACUGCAAGACACAGCCUGGUCGCAUGGGGCUGGGUACUUCGACAUGACAGUGACCAGAAGGCCGCGGAGGCACUUCUUCAUGACAUGUCUACCAGGACAGGUUGGAAUAUGGAUGAAUUGAUUCGGUCACUGCGACAGCAAUGGCAAGAUGAAGAUGUUAUUGAUGGAGAAUGA